GACUUGAGUGCUGCCUUCGCCUCCGUCUCUCGCCGGACUCUGCGGUACGAGCAUCAGAUCAAGGACCUCGAGGGUAAGCUCACGGUCAACAUGAGCAACUCUCGCGCGAUCAACAACCUCCUUCAGGAGGUCCUCUCUGCUCUGCACCAAAGUCAACGCCGCGCAGACGUCGCCCUCAACACCACCGUCCCGCACAUCGAACAAUCCCUCGCGGAAGAUCUGGACGCACUCUCUUAUCUCGACGAGCACCUCCCUCGCGUGCAGCAGCAGGUCCACGACAUCCGGCAUGUCUACGACCGCGGUAGGGACAAGGCACGCGAACUGAUCACGGAACUGGAAUGGCUGAACACCCCGCUCUCUGCGCGCCUCCGCACCAUCAUCUUCACAUCGAACGCGCCCGUCAGCUCUCGAUGGAAAGCCUUCAUCCGCACACUCUUUGCUCUCGCCCUCUUCAUGUGUAUAUGGAUAUCAUGGAUCACUCUGCGCGGCGCCGUCAGAGCCCACCGCCAGCGCCUCGUCUGGGGCGAACGUCUGAUGAGCUGA
Messenger RNA from Rhodofomes roseus, 543 nucleotides. RefSeq lists its product as uncharacterized. Lineage: Eukaryota; Fungi; Basidiomycota; Agaricomycetes; Polyporales; Fomitopsidaceae. The record is from RefSeq and is a predicted model, not a curated record. The transcript is spliced from 5 exons. The annotation marks the transcript as partial.